AUUCUUAAUAAUGGGCAAUGAACUGGGUGUCUGUAAUAACCGAACAGGGUGUCCCUACUUCGCUAAUGUAAAGAGGGUGCAUGUAAUUAACGGGGUGCGAAAAGGGGUGGCUAUAAUCAGGCCCGUUUGGAGACCCUGGUUAGAUUUUUAAAACGCUGCUCCUCCUACAGUUUUGAUCGCACAUUUUUUUUGUGCAACAUUAGACUCGCCGUGAAUGAAGCAUGUUACGAUAUGGGCAAUUCUGUAAUGACCAAGGGUAAACUGCUUCGCUGCGCCUAACUGUAAAAAAAUUAUGAUGGGAUGAUGGCUGAUAUUGGCACCGUCGCAAUUCUGACUCUGAUCCUCGCCACUCACCGCUGCUGUGAUGCCUGUUCCAAAACCACAACGCUUGCACCAACCACGAAACAGCUGCCACGCACAACACCCAUACCAGAGAAAUACCGUAUGAUAACCCAGCCGCCCAACAUUCCCACAAAGUGUCUGCGCUGCUCGUCGCGCUAUGACAGCCAUGACUUGAAUAAGGAUCUCGAUCCCAGUUGUCCAACGGGGCAGAGGUUCAGGGAUUUACAGAAACAGCCCAACUGGCAAACGCAGCUGGAAAGCACCCUUAACCAACCAACGUCAAACGUUGACGUAUGCUUUAAAGACGACACGAUGUGCGUUAUGGCGCUUAUGGUACAGGAUCGCCAGAUUGGCGAAAACAUGAUAAAGGAGAAAUCCAUCCGCCGGAGUUGUAGUUACGUAAUGACGGGCUACACGCACCGGUUGAGGGUGGAUGUGUACAAGCAGUUGGCUGAGAAGAAGAUCCAAAUCGCCUGCGUGGAUCCCCCAAACAAAGAUCGACCGUACGAUGUGGCCUGGUGCUUCUGUAUGGCGCCCAAUCUCUACUGCAAUACAUACACGUGGGCAGAGCUUAACGUGAGCAAAUGGCCCGUGGUUAAUCCACCGGUACGACCCUCUCCGGGCGACCGCACGCCAACGAAUGACGACGAGGGUGACCAUGAACCCAUGAAUGUACAGGAACUGCUGGAGAUGGAGAACGAGACACUUCCGAGUAUCGAUCACGGCGGUGUAGACAGAAAGGAUUCCAGUGUUCACCCAAGCGUUUUCGUGAUAGUUGUUAUUUGGACGUAUCAAAGUUGACCGCGGCGCUCAGCACUGUGCAACCGUUCUGAUUUUUGUGUUUUUCAAGUUCUUAUCAGCACACUGAAAAGUAUCCAUGUCAGUUAUUUUUCUAGUAGAUUGUUUUGAUUGCUCGUUCAUGUGGACGAGCACAUUUUUUCCAAUUAAAAUGAAAGCACUGUAUCUGUGAGUUUUGUUAUAGUUUUUCUUAUUGUGCUAUAUUGUGUCUUGGCUCUUGUUGUCUUAUUUGACCGGGUGAAUAAAGCCGUGAUCAGCGUCUAGUGCAGUCGCUGGUUUAAUUGCAUUUCAUGAAGGAGGGCUCCUCAUUUGCUUCUAAGAGAUUUUCGAGGGCACCCUCGGCUGUACCCGCCCCGGCUCGUCCUAGGACUCUUCUUCCCAUUUUUCUCGUUCCCUCCAUCGGGUUCCUCAUUGUCACCGUCGUGCUCAUCUUCGCGUCCGUGGACCUCACAGGUUUUUCUUUUAGCUCUGGGGAAGUCCGUGUUCAUGAAAUCGUGCUGCAGCUGUUCAUAACAUCCCCGCACACACUCCCUGGCGCGCUGGCAAGCUUCGGCUAGAGGCUCAAUUCGAAUGCCGACGAAAUUCAUGCGGACCCAUUUCUCUAAGUGCCUGAUCUCUUUGAGCAGUUCG
This is a messenger RNA of Paramacrobiotus metropolitanus, 1770 nucleotides long. RefSeq lists its product as uncharacterized. The coding region runs from base 301 to 1143 and encodes 280 amino acids. The record is from RefSeq and is a predicted model, not a curated record. Lineage: Eukaryota; Metazoa; Tardigrada; Eutardigrada; Parachela; Macrobiotidae. The transcript has 4 exons.